CCCAUGAAAGAAGCUGUUCGAACCUCUGUUUUGUCAAAGAGGUGGAGGUAUCUUUAUGCUUCAAUUCCUAAUCUUGACUUCGAUUUCGGUGAACUGCCGGUGGUGAAUCAGUUGAAUUUCCUGGGUUUUGUGGAUAGAUUAUUCUUUUUACGUGGCAGAACGGUAGUAGACAAAUUUAAUCUCCGUUGCUGGGAUGCACCUAAUGUUGACGCUGUGCAUCUUGAGUGGUGGAUAAGUUCUAUAAUCGAGCUUGGAAUUCAAGAAAUUCUCAUUCAUUUUGAUUUCAAUAAACUGCUGCCAACGAGUAGAUUAUUUACUUGUGCGACAUUGACAUCUCUGAAAUUGUAUUUUAUGUCCGAGUCUAGUUUACAAGUCCCUGCCAACAUUUUGUUCCCGAGUCUUAAGAUUCUUCACCUUGUAAAUUCCAUUUCCUUUUGCAAUGAUGAUUCUGCUGAAAGGCUGUUUUCUAAUUGCCCUGUUCUUGAGGAUUUGGAGAUCAGGAGUCUUUUGAUAAAGGAUGGGAAAUGCAAUUUAACUGUUCCUAAUUCUACUCUCAAGAGGCUGACAAUAGUAUCCCUACUUCUCAAUUGGGAUCAAAGUUUUGACAUUGUGAUUGAUGCCCCAAAUCUUGUCUACUUGAAAUACAAUGGGUGUGAUCAAAAUUCUCAUGUGUUUGUAAAUGUGCAGUCUCUUUCUGCAGCUGAUAUAAAUUUUUGGGAAAGUUUAUGCCCCCAGAGCAAUCCUCAUUCUGCGAGUGAUCUGAUGAGAGGGAUAUGCAAUGUUGAGACACUUUGUUUAACUUCCAUUGCUCUAUGUAGUUUUGAAAAGCUCCGUGUUCCAAUUCCUUUGUUCAUCAAUUUGACCCAUCUGAGAAUUUCCGAAAGUGGACGUAUUUUCAGCUUUUUAGGAUUACCAAAUUUUCUUGCACAAAGCUGUUGUCUAGAAACACUAGUUUUGGAACUGUAUGCACAUGUUAAAUGGAAUCCUAAUCCCUGGUACGAGCUAAGGGAAUCUGGAGCCAGUUGUUUACUGUGCCUCAAGACAAUUGAAGUUCGAUCAUUUGUUGGGGCUGAAGAUGAAGUGAAAAUGGUUGAGUAUUUCCUGGAAAGUGCAAGAGUUCUAGAGCAAUUGAAAAUUCAAAUUAAAGCAAAACCAGCAGAUCAAUCUAAGAUAGCAGAUGCAUUAAGGAGCCUACCAAGAGUCUCACAGAAAUGCAGAGUCAUUAUUGAGUAGGUAUCUCCAUCUUUCUGGUAUGUUGAAUUGGCUACUGUUGUUUCAGUUGAUUCAAGCUGGUUGAAGGACUCAUUCAAAUUGAAGAAAAAUGCACACUGCAGGUGAUAAUCAUCUAUAUUCCUUUUUAUAUUUGUUUUUCAAAAAUGAGUUCAGUGUCUCUAGUGUUCUUAUUAUGUUCCAUGGGUAGAUUGGAAGAUGGGUUUUUCUUUUAUGCUUUUCUGCAGAAGUGAAAUUGCUGAAAGGCGAUGAGUGCCGUAUCAAUGAAUUGCUUGAUGAGGUUCUUUCCCACAUUAUCUCAUUAUUACUUCCUAUGGAAGAUGUGGUUCAAACCUCUAUUUCGCAAAGAGGUGGAGGCACCUCUGUACUUCAAUUUCUAACUUGACUUUGAUUUUGGAGCAAUUCUGAUAGAGAAUGAGUCGGGUUCCAUGGA
This is a messenger RNA of Rubroshorea leprosula, 1663 nucleotides long. The record is from the annotation of a GenBank genome assembly. Lineage: Eukaryota; Viridiplantae; Streptophyta; Magnoliopsida; Malvales; Dipterocarpaceae.